ACUAUAAUACGUAAGUAUACAUCCGAGAAUACACACUGCUUACAUUAGGCCAUCAGUGGAGGGCAGAAUCGGAUGUGAUGGCAGUAACACCAGCACGUGUGUACCAGAGACUGUUCUAACAUUACGUUUGUUAAUCUCCCACAAUUUCAAAUUUUAAUCGAGCCCCUGAAGAAAGUAUAAUAAUAAUUUUAAUAAAAAUUCCUUAAAAAAUGAAAUUAAAUAAAUUAGUUGUGUAAUAAGUGGAGAUUUUAAUAAUUACCAGUGAUAAGUGCGUUUGUAAAUUUUAAACUGACGUAAUAUGGCAGCUUGUCAUCCGCGUCCACUUCAGCACCUCCAAAUUCAUGAUAGUAGUAUUAAUAAUGUCCAAACUGUUGGAAAUAUCAAUCAUCUUCAGUCGCAUAGUCAAAAUCAUCAAAAUUUACCGGCCCAUUAUUCCCCGCAUCUUUUAAAUUGGGUUUAUUUGGCAAUUGCGGAUCAAAAUCCCCAUAAUGAACAGAGCAAAAUCCUGCCAACAGUAUGGGGAAAUUUUCCAACUGCAUCCCAGCAUCAAAAUUACAUGCAGAAAAGUUCACUGAGCCCUGGAUCAAUUCCCCUCGACAGUAUCGGCGAGCUCGCGGAACAUUUCAACGAGCUGGGCCUUUUAGACAAAAAAUCUACAAAAAGACCUCCCUCGACGUACUUGUGUCACUUGUGCUUCAGAAAAGGACAUUACAUCAAAGACUGUCCUCAGGCUAGACCAAAAGGAGAAGGUUUGACUCCUUACCAAGGAAAGAAACGUUGCUUCGGCGAGUACAAGUGUUCUAAGUGCAAGCGCAAAUGGAUGUCGGGGAACAGUUGGGCAAAUAUGGGCCAAGAGUGCAUAAAGUGCCACAUCAACGUGUAUCCCCACAAGCAGAGACCCUUAGAGAAACCCGACGGCUUGGACGUCUCCGAUCAAAGCAAGGUACAUCCUCAACAUCUCUGCGAGAAGUGCAAAACUCUCGGUUAUUACUGCAGACGCGAUCAAUAGCUAUAAACUUACCUUUUUUUACUAUUUAAAUUACUCAUAAAUUUAUAUCCUUAAUUUGUAACUUUUCGCCGCUUCGGCGUCAUAUUGUUUUUUUAUUCUGACAAUAACUACUGAUUUAUUGUUAAGGGCGCUUUUGAACUGCUCAAUUUUUUUUUUAUUAAUGA
Molecule: messenger RNA, 1173 nt
Organism: Cotesia glomerata
Lineage: Eukaryota; Metazoa; Arthropoda; Insecta; Hymenoptera; Braconidae
Product: zinc finger CCHC domain-containing protein 24-like
Exons: 5
Coding region: 299-1009 (236 amino acids)
Molecular function (GO): nucleic acid binding; zinc ion binding
Source: RefSeq, a predicted model, not a curated record